AUGGGUAUGGCAUUUUCGAAACUGUUUGAUCGGCUGUGGGGAAAGAAGGAGAUGAGAAUCCUCAUGGUCGGUCUCGAUGCUGCAGGAAAGACCACCAUUCUAUACAAGCUCAAGCUUGGUGAAAUUGUCACCACAAUCCCAACCAUUGGCUUUAACGUCGAGACAGUUGAAUACAAGAACAUCCAGUUCACCGUGUGGGAUGUCGGUGGCCAGGACAAGAUUCGACCUCUGUGGCGACACUACUUUCAGAACACUCAGGGUAUUAUUUUCGUCGUCGAUUCCAACGACAGAGAUCGUGUUGUUGAAGCUAGGGAAGAAUUGCAGCGCAUGCUGAAUGAGGAUGAACUUCGUGAUGCCCUUCUCCUGGUCUUCGCCAACAAGCAGGAUCUUCCAAAUGCCAUGAACGCUGCCGAAAUCACCGAUAAGCUUGGCCUGCACUCUCUUCGACAAAGAGCCUGGUACAUUCAAUCAACCUGUGCAACCUCGGGAGACGGUCUUUACGAAGGUCUCGAAUGGCUCAGCAACUCUCUCCGCAAGGCCGGCCACAACUAG
Molecule: messenger RNA, 552 nt
Organism: Lithohypha guttulata
Lineage: Eukaryota; Fungi; Ascomycota; Eurotiomycetes; Chaetothyriales; Trichomeriaceae
Gene: ARF1
Product: Arf GTPase arf1
Exons: 5
Coding region: 1-552 (183 amino acids)
Biological process (GO): intracellular protein transport; vesicle-mediated transport
Cellular component (GO): cytoplasm; plasma membrane
Molecular function (GO): GTP binding; GTPase activity
Source: RefSeq, a predicted model, not a curated record